Molecule: messenger RNA, 1380 nt
Organism: Lachancea mirantina
Lineage: Eukaryota; Fungi; Ascomycota; Saccharomycetes; Saccharomycetales; Saccharomycetaceae
Source: the annotation of a GenBank genome assembly
AUGGUUCAGAUCGAGGAAGUUAACGAUGCUACGAAAGUGCAGAGCAAGGGGGCUCGUACUGCAGCACAUACCCACAUCAAAGGACUUGGUUUGGAUGAAUUUGGCGUUGCAAGACAGGUAGAAGGUGGAUUUGUCGGACAGAUAGAAGCGCGAGAGGCGUGCGGUGUCAUAGUUGACCUAAUCAAAGCCAAAAGAAUGUCUGGGAAAGCCAUUCUGCUUGCUGGAGGACCUUCAACAGGUAAAACAGCUCUUGCACUUGCUAUUUCGCAAGAGUUGGGUCCUAAGGUGCCUUUUUGUCCAGUGGUUGGGUCUGAACUGUAUUCUGUCGAGGUAAAGAAGACCGAAGCUUUGAUGGAGAACUUCAGAAGAGCCAUUGGGCUCAGAAUUAAAGAGAUCAAGGAAGUUUACGAGGGAGAAGUGACGGAGCUCACUCCUCAAAGCGCAGAAAAUCCGCUGGGUGGGUAUGGUAAGACCAUCUCUCAUGUGAUCAUAGGAUUGAAGUCGGCUAAGGGCACCAAGACUUUGAGACUAGAUCCAACUGUCUAUGAAAGCAUCGAGAGAGAGAACGUAAGCGUUGGAGACGUGAUAUACGUCGAGGCGAACACCGGCGCUGUCAAGCGUGUAGGAAGGUCCGAUGCUUACGCGACAGAGUUUGAUCUAGAAGCCGAGGAGUACGUUCCGCUUCCAAAAGGAGAGGUGCACAAGAAAAAGGAAAUUGUCCAAGACGUGACGCUGCAUGACCUAGAUGUAGCCAACGCUAGGCCUCAAGGCGGUCAAGAUGUCUUGUCUAUGAUGGGCCAGUUGAUGAAGCCCAAAAAAACUGAAAUUACCGAAAAACUGAGACUUGAAGUGAACAAAGUCGUGGCCAAAUAUAUUGACCAAGGUGUUGCUGAACUCAUCCCAGGUGUUCUGUUUAUUGACGAGGUAAACAUGCUAGAUAUCGAGAUUUUCACAUAUCUAAACAGUGCUUUGGAAUCCGAGAUCGCCCCAAUUGUUGUUCUUGCGUCCAAUAGAGGCCUGACAACAGUUCGUGGAACGGACGAUAUCGUAUCGCCACAUGGUGUACCACCAGAUCUCGUCGACAGAUUGCUCAUUGUGCGCACUCUUCCUUAUUCUAAAAACGAAAUUCGCACUAUCAUAGAAAGAAGAUCCCUCGUUGAGAAUCUACAAGUGGCACAAGAAUCUCUUGAUCUUCUGGCAUCCAUGGGCUCGGAGACUUCGCUGCGUUAUGCUCUUCAACUUCUAUCACCAUCUGGAAUUUUGGCCCAAUCAGGUGGACGCUCUGAGAUUACUGUAAAUGAUGUUAAUGAAGCAAAAAUCUUGUUCCUCGACGCCAAAAGAUCAACAACAAUCUUGGAGUCGGCAAAGAAUUUUAUGUAA